AUGGUGUCCUGCACCUUUGUGACCAAGUACAGGAUCCACACAGGAGAGAGACCCUAUGAAUGCCGUGAGUGCGGGAAAAGUUUCAGUCAAUUCUCCUCCCUUAUCUCUCACCAGAGAGUCCACACAGGAGAGAAACCCUAUGAAUGUUGCGAGUGUGGAAAAAGCUUCUCUCAGAGCUCAUCCCUUAUUCGACAUGAGAUAAUCCACACGAAAGAGACACCUUACAAAUGCUGUGAGUGUGGGAAAAGCUUCAAUCGUACCUCAGCCCUUAGUAGGCAUCAGCGAAUACACAGAGGAGACAAACCCUAUGAAUGCCGUGAGUGCGGGAAAAGCUUCACUCAGAGAUAUACCCUUAACUCUCAUCAGAGAAUCCACACAGAAGAGCGACCCUACGAAUGCUGCAAGUGCGGGAAAAGCUUCACUCAGAGAUCAGCCCUUAUCUCUCAUCAGACAACGCACACGGGAGAGCGACCCUAUGAAUGCUGUGAGUGUGGGAAAAACUUCACCCGAAGCUCAAACCUUACUAGGCAUCAGAGGGUCCACACAGGAGAGAGACCUUAUGAAUGCCGUGAGUGCGGGAAAAGUUUCAGUCACUUCUCCUCCCUUAUCUCUCACCAGAGAGUCCACACAGGAGAGACACCCCAUGAAUGUUGCGAGUGUGGAAAAAGCUUCUCUCGGAGCUCAAACCUUACUAUGCAUCAGAGGAGCCACACAGGAGAGAAACCCUAUGAAUGCAGUGAGUGCGGGAAAAGCUUCUCUCGGAGCUCAACCCUUGUCACACAUUACACAGUCCACACCGGAGAGAAACCCUAUGAAUGCAGUGAGUGCGGAAAAAGCUUCACUCAUAGCUCAGGCCUUUCUAAACAUCAGAGAAUCCGUAAAGGAGAUAAACUU
Molecule: messenger RNA, 894 nt
Organism: Mauremys reevesii (Reeves's turtle)
Lineage: Eukaryota; Metazoa; Chordata; Testudines; Geoemydidae
Product: zinc finger protein 551-like
Exons: 4
Source: RefSeq, a predicted model, not a curated record